ACCUUGCUUGAUUUUUUUUCCUUCGGGUCCGCCUCAGCUUCCCAGUUCCAAACUGUUCGACCCUUUUUCUUCUGGGCAACGCUUCUUAUUCUUGCGGAAAGCAUCCGUAGGAACGGUUUGGAUCGCCGGGCCUUCUUCCGCAUCACUAUAUCAGGCUUCUUUCUUGCGUUGCCGCAGGUGUCACAGGGUGGAUAUUUUCAUUGGACCAAAUCGCUCUAUCACCUUCAACCGGGCUAUACACGUCUAGGAAAGCUGCGAAUCACGGAAGCACGUUUGCCAUACCCCAACCGGUGUUAUCACAACUUGAAGCCGAACUCUCCCACAAACUCUCCCACGUCUCCCUUUGACCUACAAUUUUGGUCAUCUCGCGUUAUUUGGAGAAGAGCACUACUCAACACCUUGCGUUGUCUAAUUGGCUGCUCGAUUGGUGACUUUUCCUCCAUGUGGUUUUUACAAGCGCAGUACCCGGACCUGGCUGUUGAAGCUAUUAUGGGAGUCUCGAUGGCAACUGGCAUUGCAAGCUCCAUAUCCCUCGAGACAGUUUUACUUAAGCUAGGGCGAGAUAAAUUGGGUUGGGCACAGGCUUUUACAACGGCAGCAGGGAUGAGCAUGAUUUCAAUGCUAAGUAUGGAGGCAGUUCAGAAUAUGGUGGACUAUCAGUUGACAGGUGGAGUUGUCACACUUUCAGACCCUUUCUUUUGGACUUCUGCUGUGUUGUCUAUGGCCGCAGACUACGAAAUUACGGGAAGGCAUGCCAUUAAUACUAAGGGUGACAAUCCUAUUCACUUGGGUAACCUGGGAGGUAUGGGAGGUUGUAUUAUAUGUGCUCAGGGAAAAGGUUUUACAAAACAUUGUCACAAACCAACCAUCCUAUCAAUGGAUGAAUCAGCUGCGAAAACUAGUUAA
Molecule: messenger RNA, 906 nt
Organism: Paracoccidioides brasiliensis Pb18
Exons: 5
Source: RefSeq, a predicted model, not a curated record